This is a messenger RNA of Cyprinodon variegatus (sheepshead minnow), 2117 nucleotides long. It is a transcript of the gene jam3a, whose product is annotated as junctional adhesion molecule 3. Bases 163 to 1068 code for a protein of 301 amino acids. The record is from RefSeq and is a predicted model, not a curated record. Gene Ontology annotation, molecular function: protein homodimerization activity; protein heterodimerization activity. Gene Ontology annotation, biological process: angiogenesis; cell adhesion. The transcript has 9 exons. Lineage: Eukaryota; Metazoa; Chordata; Actinopteri; Cyprinodontiformes; Cyprinodontidae.
GUCAGACAACGCUCAGGGCGUCAAUUCACACACAUUCACGGUCCACGCUUGUAGCCAUGGAAACCUGUCGAUGGCAGCAUCCAGCAGUCUGCUCGGACAGACAGCCUCAGAGGUGCUGAGUGUGAGCAGCUGUACGGCGUCCCCUAAAUCAAACGCUGCAAGAUGGCGAUGGCGAGGCUGUUGGCUUGCUUUGUUCUGUGCUCCAGCCUAGUACACAUUCCAUCGUCGUUUGGAGUAAUCCUCCGAACCACAGACAAGAUUGUUUGGGCAAAUGAGUUUGAGCCCAUUGAACUGACCUGUUUGAUAGAGUCCAUUUCGACAAACAACCCCAGGAUAGAGUGGAAGAAGAUCAAAAACGGGGUUCCCAGCUAUGUUUACUUUCAGAACAAGAUAUCAGGGGACCUGGAGAACAGAGCUCAGCUCAGAGAGCCAGCCAACAUUCUGAUCUUCAACACCUCUCGAGCAGACACCGCAGAGUACCGCUGCGAAGUGGCCGCCAUCGAAGAUCAAAGAGACUUUGAUGAGAUACUCAUUAGUCUCGCAGUUAGAGUGAAACCUGUGGUACCACGGUGCAGUGUACCAGAGUCGGUCACAGUGGGAACAUCCACAGAGCUGCGAUGUCUGGAAAACGAAGGUUUUCCUGCUUCUCAGUACCGCUGGUUCCACAACAACGAGGAGCUUCCUCAGGAUCCGAAAACCAGCCAGAGAUUCCUCAACUUCUCCUACAUCAUCAACCCUGACACUGGAAGCCUGAAAUUUCGACGUGUGAGAAAAGAGGAUGCAGGCGAGUACUACUGCCAGGCAAAGAAUGAUGCUGGAUAUGCACAGUGCCCUCCAAAAACAAUGGAAGUCUGUGACAUCGAUGUCCUUGGAAUUUUCCUCCAGUCUUGCGGUGGACUAAUGGCAGUUGUCACUUUGAUUUUUGUUAUUUAUGUGAUGAAACGUUUGUGCUGUUACAAAAGUGUUUACAAUGGAAACAAUUACAAUACUCCAGCACAGGCUCCUGCUGUUGAUUAUGCUGAUGCAGAUGAGGGUCAUUUCCGCCACAAGUCUUCCUUCAUCAUUUGACAGAAGUCAUGGGGAGAAGCUGGUGGAUGAAACAGAAAGCUCUUAAGGUUACCUAGCAACAAUGAUGCUCAAGCUAAUGACAUCUAAGGUGUAACAUGGCACAUUACUCUCAGAUGCACAUCAACUCAACCGACUUGCCAAAGUACUCAUCAAAUUUGUGGCACCAAAUAUUUUUACAGCACAUUUCUUUUUUAUCUUGUUUCGUUAAACAACUGUUUUUUUUUUUUCGUGUUCGAGUUUCUUUACCAACAUGUUUGUUUGUACAACAAAAGCAUUUAAAAGCUGUGAAAUUUAAUAUUUGAUAUUUGGCCCUCAGUGAUAUUGCAAGUUACUGUAAGCUACAUCCCUCUCCUUUUCUUUUAAAUGGUCCUUUUUUAUAUAGUCCUUCAAUUUUUUACGGAGCGAACUUGUUUUUGAAAACUUUUACAUUAGAUCAAUAAAACAUGUCCUUAAUAGUUUCACUUACAGAUGAAUAUUGUAUAUAUACUGUAGAUAGACAGGAAAAAAGUAGCAGACUGUAAAAGGCUGAUCAGAUAGAACUCAUAAGGCACACUUUAUCAGCCCUUUUUUAUAUUAUGUUCUUGAAUAUACUAAAUAUGUGAGUGUACAGAUAAAAACAAUACAUUUUAAAAGUAUAUCAAACUAUGCUGAAAGUUAACAUUUACCAAAAAAAAGUGUUCAAAUAAUUUUUGGGGAGUGCUGUUUAUAAGUGACCUUUUCGUGUAACAAGUUAUUUUGUGAUUAUAGGACAUAUUGUCCAGUUGUGAUUCAGUAUUAUUUGAACUUACAUAAAUACUAUUUUCAUUUGAAUGCACCACACUAGAUAACUUAUUGUAAAUAGUAGAAUAAAUUGUUUGUUGCAAAUAAAUUUCACUGUAUUCACUUAGUGUGUUUUGCAGUGUUGCGUCUGUCAGUAGCAACAGUUAUCUCUAUGCAGGCGUGUGUAAAUGUUUAUGUGUAACAACUCAGGAACUGUUGUAAAACGUCUGCUGUUUAUUUGAUAUUCAUGUUACACGUUAUUUUGUUACUAUUAAAUACAUUUCAACUGC